This is a messenger RNA of Peromyscus maniculatus bairdii (prairie deer mouse), 5219 nucleotides long. Lineage: Eukaryota; Metazoa; Chordata; Mammalia; Rodentia; Cricetidae. The record is from RefSeq and is a predicted model, not a curated record.
AUGGCGCGCCUCAACUGCUCAGCUGCCGGCGCUGUGGUGGAGACCACUGUGGGCACAAUGCUGACCCUGGAGUGUGCUCUGGGCCUUACAGGUAAUGCUGUCGCCCUCUGGACCUUCUUCUACCGUCUCAAAGUGUGGAAGCCUUACGCGGUCUACCUCUUCAACCUGGUGGUGGCCGAUCUGCUACUGAUCGCCUGUCUGCCGUUCCUCGCUGUCUUCUACCUGAAGGGCAAGACCUGGGGACUCGGCCAUGUGCCCUGCCAAAUCCUGCUCUUCCUGCUGGCCUUCAGCCGUGGGGUGGGGGUCGCCUUCCUGACGACAGUGGCUCUAGACCGAUAUCUGCGUGUGGUCCAUCCUCGGCUCCGAGUCAACUUGCUAUCUCCAAGGGCAGCCUGGGGCAUCUCUAGCCUAGUAUGGCUUCUCAUGGUUGCCCUCACUCCCCAAAACAUGAUCAUCCACAAGGCUAUCCAGAAUUCCACCGAGUGCCCCAGCUUCUACCCCAUAGGAGAAACUGAGGCCGGCGCCAUCUGGCAGGAGGUGCUCUUCUUCCUGCAGCUCCUGCUUCCCUUCGGCCUCAUAUUCUUCUGUAACACUGGGCUCAUCAGGACCCUCCAGGAGAGACUCCGGGAGUCUGACAAACAGCCCAGGCUCCGGAGGGCCAGGGCGCUGGUUGCCUUGGUGCUGUUGCUGUUUGGACUCUGCUUCCUGCCUAGUGUCCUGGCCCGGGUCCUGGUGCAUGUCUUUCGGGAAUUUGAGAGCUGCAGCGUCCAGCAAGCCAUAGUGCAGGCCUCCGAUGUCGCUGGCAGCCUCACCUGCCUGCACAGUGCAUUGAGCCCAGCCGUUUACUGCUUCUCCAACCAGGCCUUCACCCACUCGUACCGCAAGGUGCUCAGAAGCCUUCGAGGCUGGAGGAAGGCAGCAGAGCCGGCUAGCUCCAACCUCAGGGACUCCUAUUCCUGAUGACUCCUGAAAUCCUCAGCUCCCCUUUCUUCUGGAACCACCUUGAAUCUGAACGAUAACCCGAUGACCUCGGGGUCAGAAGACAGAAAGUGCACUACAAGGAUCCGGACACAGCCAACGCCGUGACACACUUGGUUCACCUGGAUUUCCCCUGCUUCUGUCACACUGCCGAGUGGCAGAUCACCCAGGCAGCUCCUGCCUCCUUUGCACAGUGACCGUCCUGAUGGAGUUGCCAAGCUGAGAGGUUGAGCCCUUCUGUACAUCCACACGGGAAGAUUCCAACAGGCUCGAUCAGCAGAGGAGACUGCUCUGUUACUCCAGCACCGUCUGGUCUCUUGGGUCAUGCUCCCUUUCCACGCUCCCGUUCUCCGGUGUGAAAAGCUGCUUUCUUCUCACCCAGCGUGGAGCUCAGAAGACUGGAAGCCAGCCACCCCUGUGGCUCUGAAGAGGUUGCAGGUCUCGUUCUGUUUUUAUAAAAUUCCCCUUUGUUUUUAUAGGUUGUACCGAGUGUCAGAGACAGUUGGGCAAGCUAGCUCCUUCACUGCAGGAGACUCCUGGUUAUUGCCUCUACACUGACCUGGAAGUGCUAGCUUAACUUGAAAUGUCUGCAUUUACCUUAGUCCUGGGGAGAGGCACUUGCUUUCUAAAUGGUGCUUGAACCUUCCCCCCCCCCCCGGGGGGGGGAACCUAAGGGCUGGCAGACCAUUGGCAUGGGGCUGGUGUCACCUCAGUGCUAAAACACACAGGCCAGGGACAGCCGGUGAGCAGGAGGAUUCAUCUCUGUUUCCAUGCUCAUAUCUAGAAAGGCAGCUAAGAAAAAGGGGUACCCACAAUGUUUGUGGGGCACCAUACCGCCUACCUGGGAUGUUCUUACAACGGCUGUGGCUCCUCACACAGGCAUCCCACGGUGUACCCUCCUUGAUGUCAGAGCUGGUGGCAUUGGCAACACCAUGUCCACUCAUAUGUUUCCUUCCCUGCUUGGCAGAGUCCUUGUCAGGACCCACCUGAGACAUUGUGCGGAAGGAUAGAAAAGCCCUAUAGACCAGGGUGGCCUACCAGACUCAGUGUUCCUGGGGAACGAGGACCGUGCAGCAGUACUUCUGUUUUCCAGGAUUUGUUUACUCCUAAGAAAGCAGACUGUCGCAGGUCUGAGACAGAACCGUGGCCUGGCCAGGACGAGCCUGAAGUCUGCUGGAUGGGUGCAUUUGGAUGGGUGCUUUCUUCCCUCUCAGCGGAGGAAAAGCACCUCCGCUCUCUCCCCCGCACCCUGGUGCGCCAGCAGUUUAAAGGGUGCUUUGAAAACCCUCCAUUCAACACAAGCAUUUUCUUUGAAAUGUCGUUAUCGCUGCCACAAGAGGAGUCCCAGCCCUCUCCUGCUCUUGAACUUUUGAGUCUGUGCCUGCACUUAGGACAGGCACACCGAAUGUGAUGGCGUCCUCUGAACAGUCACUACUGUUAUCUACGGUGGCAGGGGCUGUAACACAGACCACCCCACUCCUUGUGAAAGCUUUGCUGGUCAGCUGUGGGGAGGUCUGUCUGUCCGCUGUGGGGAGGUCCGGGACCCUAGCCCUCCCAGUCCCGGAAGCCCAAGACUUCCAACUUCCUGUCUUGGGCUCUGCUCUCGCUCCAAAGGUGUUGCCUCUGCCCGGUUUGCCUGUCAGUAAGCUAGGCUGUCUUUGGGACAUCCUCAAUACAGCAUCCCUGCCCUCAGGGUCCUAUUUUCUGCCCCCACAGCAGCCACAUAGGAGGAAACUCUGGUGCCUUAGCCAAGUAAGGACACUCCAGCUCAGCUGGGCCAGAUGGGGCAAGGCCCAACACUGGCAAGCCCCUACCUUAAAUCUAUUCCCGUGUAGCCCAGGCUGAGAACGGCUGGUGUGAUAGCUAAGGGAGAUCUUGGAGACAGUGUCUUGCUCCAUCUCUUAGCUCUGUGACCUGGGACAAGAUACCUAACUGCUUUUGUCUGUCCCCAUCUUCAAAAUAAGGAAAAUAGCAUCGACAAGGAAUCUUUGUAGGGAUUAAACAGCACUCAAAAUUCGUUAUACACAGCCAGUCAUGUCGCAAUCAUUCCGCAGACAUGAGUUUGAUCUUCACUUACUUCUCUUUUCCUUGAUGACUUCCCCAUCCAGUCUGUGGGCCUUGGGGACGUUGGUUUUCAACUGCGUGUCCCCAUGCAGCAUUGGUGCUCGGUGAUGGGAGCCUUGUAAAGUUCAUUCAAACCAAAGGCUCUCCAUAUCCUUUGUCUGGGUAAUCAUACUCUAUAACGAUCCUGUCCAGGGUCGGGACAGCGGUCUCUGAGGACAUCCUGCCGGGUCACACAUGCACUUGCUGUGGAAGGCUAGCCCCCUCCAGACUAGCCUCCCCACAAACUGAGUGAGGAACGACCCAAGAGGAAAGCGGGGCAGUCAGAGACUCGGUCUCGGGGCCUUAGCUGUGGCUGGUGACAGUGGCGGUGCCUGCUUUUGGUCUCGGGGCAGGACCACAGUCACUCCUCCAGGUAGCAGCUUCCACUCUGCUGGAUUCUUGAAUUUCUGGGAAAGGGCACGAUGUCAGCACCAGAGCUGUUUAUGGCUUCUGUUGAUCUUACCGAGUCUCUGAUUCCCUGGACUUCAGCCAGACCUGCACAUUUUGACAUCUUCUUAGAAUAUGCCCAGUUCCUGCUGGCCUCUGGCCUCAGUCAGGGACAUUACUGUCGUGGAAAGUCACCUGGACUCCAUCUACUAACAGGUGCAGCAGGGUCUCACCCCGCCCGCCACAUUGACUCUGCUCUUACCCCACGUUUCCCUUGCAGCCAGAGCGUCUGACUCGUUCUUCACCCCUAAUGCUUUGCUCAGAGCACACAGAGGCCACUUCAUGAACAGGAAAAAAAAGAAGCAGCAGUGAACAGAUCAGCCCUGUAACAAAGAAGCUCAAUUACUCAGCAGGUUGGGUUUUGUUUGUUUUCAAAUGUAUCUUGAAAGUCUGACUCCAGAGGCGAACUGAAAAUGAUCUCUGAACACCUUUAGGAAGAUGUUGAUAGAAAUGGAAAUGAUAUAAUGCUGUUAGAAGAAAGCUUCCCUCGGAAUGCACACGCUCAUUUGUGCCGGAGAGCUCAUUAACACUGACCUAUAGGUGUGUCUGUGGGGAUUGUCUUGAUAAUUGGUGUGGAAGAUCCAGCCCACUGUGGGCGGCAUUAUCCCCUAGGCAGGGGGCUGAAGAGUGCUGAGUCAUUCAUUUCAAAGCCAAAUGAUGACGAGCCAUGCAGGGCAGACGAAGGGACCCAAAUGUAGGGAUGGUAGAGCCUUCGAGCUUGGAUGAGGACCGGGGCUACAUUAUGUGGCUUCAUCUGUUGAGGUUCCUGUCAUCGCAUGCCUUUCCACCAUCGCCUCUCUUCCCCUGAGCCUUUUCCUCCUGUAAACAGAAACUCGUGCUCUGUACACACACAGGGCCACCCUUCCUUACUGGCCCCCAAACCACAUUCUCCUCUCUGUGUCCUCACCCAGCUCUCUAGGUGCUUCCCACAAAUGGAGAACCACAGUGUGUCAUGAAGGGAACAUUUUACUUGGUGUGGUAUCCACAGAGCUCACCUCUUGGUUGCCCCUUUUGUUUGUGGUGAGCCUUUUUGUAUGAACACAGGUGUGCAGAUGCCCUUGGAGACCCUGCUUACAGGUAUGAGUGGGAUUUCUGUGUCCCGUGGUGAUUCCUUUUUGAAUGUCUCGAGGACGCUGUUCUGUUGCCCCAGGAGCUGCUUCACUUUUACAUUCCCAGCAAAGCUGUACGGGGGGUGGGGGGUCCAACUCCUCACCCCCUCACCAGCCGUCACAGAGCAGAAGACAGGAGGUGGGCUUUCUUCCUGGGAGUCUGAAAAUGCUUCCUAUGAAGUCUUAGCAGAAACUCUCAGAGCCAGCCAUUGGCACUCGUGGUUAACAGUGAAUUUCUCAUUUUACUUGGGUUCCCUUCCUGUUGUCUUAGUCAAUCUGGGCUGAUAGAGCAAAGCACCCAUGCCUGAGGAGGCAGAGCCUGAUGGCUCACAGUUCUGGAGAAAACCCAGAUUGAGACACUGGCAGACCAGGGUUGCUGAAGUCUGCUCUCUGCUCUAGAGAUGGCAACUUGAAGUGGUGUGUUCUUGUGGUUGAAGGAGCCUGGGAACAUCCAUGAACCUUGAGUGUAAGGGUUUUGUUGCUGUGGAAGAAUCUUCUUGUACACUGUAAAGAUUUGUCACUUGAAUUGGUUUAAUAAAAUGCUGAUUGGCCAGUAGCAGGCAGGAAUUAAAGGUGGGACAA